Messenger RNA from Armigeres subalbatus, 962 nucleotides. RefSeq names its product MORN repeat-containing protein 4 homolog (gene rtp). Lineage: Eukaryota; Metazoa; Arthropoda; Insecta; Diptera; Culicidae. The transcript has 4 exons. Bases 458 to 931 code for a protein of 157 amino acids. Gene Ontology annotation, biological process: response to axon injury. The record is from RefSeq and is a predicted model, not a curated record. Gene Ontology annotation, cellular component: cell projection.
GCACGGGCUGCGUUGCGUCGUCGUCGCGUUGUUUGGUCGAAUUAUCGGUUGACCGUCGUCGUCAGCUCAGUGCGCAAGAAGCUCAGGCGUGCGUGUUUCGAAGUUCCCCUCAACGUACGAGCCACCCAUCGAAAAGCUCUCAGUUUGCUGCCCACAUGAGUGCAGUCUAUGUCAUAUCUAAAAACAACAUCGAAACGCAUAACGUGCGCAAACAAUUUCCUUCUUCAAAGCGGAAAGUUGUAUUGCAGCAGUUUAACGAAUAUGGAUCGUUACAUAAACUAGAAUUGCCGGAUAAUUGACAGUAAAAGUGAAUCCAACUGCUCGGUCACCUGCUAACUCAUCACGCUUGGCCCAGUCAAAGUCAGACGUAUAAUGCUGUUCGAUCGGUGUAGGACGUGUUUUUAGGCUGCGGUCGGCUUAUCACAAAGAUCGUAAAACCAUCCCAAAGGAAGCAACCAUGAUGGAAGGACUGCACAGCGGAGUAGUCAAGUGCGGUGGCUAUCGGUACGACGACGGGACACGCUACAUCGGAGACUGGAACCAACGUGGGCAGAAGCAUGGCAUGGGUUCGAUGAUGUUCUCGGACGGGACGCGCUACGACGGAGCUUUCAGCAACGGAGUCUGCUCAGGACUUGGAGUGAUGUGUUUUCCGGAUGGUGCCAAAUACGAGGGAGAAUUCAUGCAGGGCUGGUUCCACGGCCACGGAGUCUUCUGGCGUUCGGACGGCAUGAAGUACGAGGGCGAAUUCCGCGGCGGACGUAUUUGGGGCCUCGGAUUGAUCACGUUCAGCGAUCAGAGUCACGGAUUUCCAAGGAACGAAGGAUUCUUCCAGGACUGCCGGCUGGUGCGCAAGAAACGAUGUCCGGACGUAAUUCAGCGCGCUCAGAAGGUGGCCCUGAUGGCUAGAGCGCAGUGCGAUCAGGGUAACUGAUCUCAACGAUUUUAAUUCAACCCUCUAGCCC